Molecule: messenger RNA, 720 nt
Organism: Brenthis ino (lesser marbled fritillary)
Lineage: Eukaryota; Metazoa; Arthropoda; Insecta; Lepidoptera; Nymphalidae
Source: the annotation of a GenBank genome assembly
AUGUUGGGACAUUAUUACACAGCACCAUCUAGUUCCAUGGGGCUGCUACAGCCAUACUAUUCGCUAUUCGUCGGUAGAAAUCAAGAAAAGUUACAAAAUGUGCUCAAAAAGUGUGACGCAAGUGGUAGCAAAAAUUUAGUUAUAUCUGCAGAUAUAACAAAAGAAAAUGAUGGAAAAAGAAUAAUCGAAGAAACUAUCGAUAAAUUCGGAAAACUCGAUGUCCUUAUCAAUAAUGCUGGUAUUAUUAGUUUUGUUUGUGUCGCCGAAGAAAAUGUUAUGGAAGUUUAUGAUUCAACAAUAAAUACUAACUUGCGAGCACAUGUAUACUUAACCCAUUUGGCUAUUCCUUACUUGAUUAAAACUAAAGGAAACAUAAUUUACAUAUCCAGUGUAGCAGCUACCUUGCCACCUGUCGCGCCAAAUUUAACUAUUUACGGCGUUUCUAAAGCUGCUCUUAAUCAAUUCGCUAAAGGCGUUGCAGCAGAAUUGGCUCCUCAAGGUGUUAGAGCAAAUAUAGUUAGCCCUGGUCCUGUAAAAACUGACAUCAUGAAUAAUGCUGGAGUGGAUAUAGAGUUAGAUGAAACCAACUUUAAGACUCCACUAGGGAGGAUAUCAGAUCCUGAGGAAAUUGCCGAUCUCAUUGUAUAUCUUGUAAGUGAGAAAGCCAAAGCCAUUACGGGAUCUGAAUAUGUAUGUGACAAUGGAUUUAAACUAAAAUUU